Messenger RNA from Cottoperca gobio, 2118 nucleotides. RefSeq names its product mucin-13-like. Lineage: Eukaryota; Metazoa; Chordata; Actinopteri; Perciformes; Bovichtidae. The record is from RefSeq and is a predicted model, not a curated record. Bases 17 to 2020 code for a protein of 667 amino acids. The transcript has 12 exons.
AGUAGGUUAUUUUGCAAUGGCUCGAGAAUUAAAACUCCUCUAUGUCCUUUGGCUGGUUGUGGCCUGUCUUGCAACUACAGCUAAUCCAGCUUCCACUACUGUACCGCCUGAAGCAACUACAACUAAUCCAGUUACCACUCCUGAAAAGCCUGACACAACUACAGCUAUUCCAGUUGUCACUACUGUACCGCCUGAAGCAACUACAACUAAUCCAGUUACCACUCCUGAAAAGCCUGACACAACUACAGCUAAUCCAGUUACCACUCCUGAAAAGCCUGACGCAACUACAGCUAAUCCAGUUACCACUCCUGAAAAGCCUGACACAACUACAGCUAAUCCAGUUACCACUCCUGAAAAGCCUGACACAACUACAGCUAAUCCAGUUACCACUCCUGAAAAGCCUGACACAACUACAGCUAAUCCAGUUACCACUCCUGAAAAGCCUGACACAACUACAGCUAAUCCAGUUACCACUCCUGAAAAGCCUGACACAACUACAGCUAAUCCAGUUACCACUCCUGAAAAGCCUGACACAACUACAGCUAAUCCAGUUACCACUCCUGAAAAGCCUGACACAACUACAGCUAAUCCAGUUACCACUCCUGAAAAGCCUGACGCAACUACAGCUAAUCCAGUUACCACUCCUGAAAAGCCUGACACAACUACAACUAAUCCAGUUACCACUCCUGAAAAGCCUGACGCAACUACAGCUAAUCCAGUUACCACUCCUGAAAAGCCUGACACAACUACAGCUAAUCCAGUUACCACUCCUGAAAAGCCUUCAACAACGAACCUUCCAGGCCCUUGUGAGAAAAACCUAUGUGGCGACGAGAGCACCUGUGAACCUCGUGUCAAUCAAACCUAUAUUUGCUUAUGUUUGGAUGGUGAUGACUACAAUUAUGAAAGCAACAGAUGUGAGAGUGCCAAAGUUUUCCCUGGAUUACUCAACGUUCCUGGAAUAAAAUACGUGGAAAGCAUGUCUCAGAAGACAUCACCAGAAUUUCACAAUGCUGAGAAAGCAAUUAAUAAACAGAUGUUCCUUGCUUUUAAAGGUUUCCCUGAUUACACUGGAUCUAAAGUGUUGGCACUCACUGAGGCCGUUGAGAAAGGCAAAGCUUUGUUAACGUCAGACAAAGGGAUCGUUGCAGAUGUACAGAUCAUCUACAGUGCAAGUUCUGUCAUCAACACAGAAAUAAUUACAGGAACAAUACAAAACGCCACUACUUGUAAUGAUUGCGUACUGAAAGGUUCAAGUUUCGAAGCUUCAUCCAUGUGUAAUAACUAUGGCUGUGAAACUAAUUCCACAACAUGCAAAGUGAAAGAUGGAACUUAUUCCUGUAUCUGUUUGGAAAAUCACAUUACAACAGUCUUCAGUGGCAAAAUAUGCAUCGCUUGUCCCAACGGUCAAAAAGCUGAUGGAUCCACAAAGUGUGUCGACUGUCCAUUUGGUUAUUCUGGUUUAAACUGCCAGGAAUCAUGGAAGCUGGCGCUGAUAGUCGUCAGCUCCAUACUCGGGGGACUGCUGCUCAUCACGCUCAUUCUUCUGUCUUUAGUGGCACUCAGAUCCUCAAAGAAGAGCUCCAAGGAGGACAAAAAUGCGGACUUUGGGAAGCCUUACGUCAGCCAUCCUCCUGCCAAGGCACCAUUUGUUAACAGCAGCGUAGCCCACAGCCAAGCAGCCCCGCUUCAUAGGCCAGCCAACGGCCUGCCAGCCUUUGCCAAUGCUGGGGUGCCUCGGAUCCCACGGGCCACAUCCAACUGGGACAACGGGAGUAACCUGGAGAUGACUCCGAGCAACAGCCGGCAAAACCUGAUCCCUGGUGGGAAGAACUCGCGGCUCUACGAUGACCAUGAUGACAUGACUCCAUAUGCUCAGGCUCGACCCCAGAGCAACCUCUAUGCUCAGGCUCGCCCUAACAACAACCCCUACGCCCAGAAUCGACCUCAGAACAACCCGUAUACUCAGAGCCAAGGCCACAGCAACCCUUACAUGCAUGACGAUGCAAAACGGUAUAAUUAAUAAGGAAGCACGAAAGGUUAAUCCUACAGUGACAUUUACCCAGAUUAAAAACGUAGUCGUGUUUCUUUUGGGAACACCUCAAAAUUUUCCUUUUUCUU